GGAGGUUCAGGGGCUUAUAGCUGCUGAAUCUCUGGGAGAAGAUGUAGGUGACGACGAGGAAGACGAUGAUGGGGAGCAAGGCCAUGGCCGUUGGUGUCGGCUCCAUUACAGUUACAGCCUGCAGGAACUAAGGAGCAGGACCAUGAAGUACUUUGACUCUAUGGACAGCAUUCGUGUACACUGCCAUGGUGGACUAUCCAACCUCUGCCAAUUUCUUGAUGAAUCUGCCAGCCUACGCAGUCAAGGAGGUUAUGUUGAUGAAAAUAUCACGUUCUGUGUUUGGAGCUGGAAAGUUUUGUCGUCCAUUUCUAGGAGCUGCUAGGGAGAAUAUACUCGAGAGUGUUGGGCUGCAUGUAUCUGAUCGUUUGUCUGCAGCAUGGACCAGCAGCUGUGGCGAGUCGAUAAAGCCUACAACUUUCAGUCAAAUCAAGGCGGAACAGCCAAGGUUUACUCCCCUGCCAUCAGUGUUUGCUGUGUUAAGCAUGCACCGCCCAUACUCCUCAGAUGCUGGAGUCAAUUCUGAUGUUCCACAGAUCAUCGCACAAGACUCUACUACAUCUACAGAAAUCUCCAAGUUCAGUGCUGCUGCUGAUGUGGCUACAGACAUGGUUGAUUAUAUCACACUUACGCACCCUGCUCUUCUUACAUAUGCAAUCAAAGCUGGUGUGCUACUUGUUCUUGCAAAGACUGGAGUUGUGGCACCAAAUAUGGGAGUUUACAUCCCAAUAGCUUGGCACAGUGUGACAACCUUGUCACUACUCUGGUUUUUGCAUACAUUUAAAAGGAACUUCAUAUGUAUAGCUGGGAAAGAGGGCAACUUAAUUGGUAAAGAAUGGAUAUCACUGUUGAUAAGAUUUUUUCAAUUGGACUCAUGGCUCUUGGACUGUUUGGUGGCUGAGGCUGCAGGAGUAUCUGUUGAAUCAUUAUUGACUGUUAGUGGAGCGGGAGGCGUUGUUACAGCUUUUGCUGCUAGAGACGUUCUUGGCAAUAUGCUUUGUGGAUUCUCCUUACAACUUUCUGGGAUGUUCUCAGUUGAAGAAUACAUAAAGGCUGGCGUAGUCGAAGGCAUGGCGCUGAACAUUGGACUAACUUCCACUUCAUUGAUGAGUCGAGUAACACUUCCGAUCACAGUACCUAACUCCUCCUCAAAUCAGAUCAUUACAAACAUAUCUCGAGCUCAGUCCCGGGCAUGUAUAAUAAAGAUACCUAUCAGAACUGAGGACAUUGUGAAGAUUCAUGCAUUAUCAGAUGCCAUAAAAAAUGUUCUAAGGUCCAUUCCAGACAUUCUCCUGAAAACAGAUAGUCCAUAUUGCUACAUUUCAAGACUGGGUAAUUCAUAUGGAGAGCUCAUCAUAGGAUGCGACAUCCGAACGCUGGGAAAUGAUAACUUCUUGUUAAUUGAAAAGUAUAUUCUAUUGAAAGCUGCAACUGUGAUCAAGUCCCAUGGAAUUGCAUUAGGAGACCCUUUACCGUGUGCUGAUUUGAAGAUUAUUCUAGAAGCUACAAAUCGUUUAUUUUGAUGCCGUCGAAAACUCGUAAAUACUGCUAGUCUACACAGGUAUAUACAUCAUGGUUAGGAUUUUGCUUGGUGGCGCAAAAGGAGAAUUGUUCUGAUUGGUGGCUCAAGUGUUUUGCUUGGUGGUGUCAAUAGAAACUUCUACGGUUGAUAGUUUGUCUACAACUUUUUUACUUGCUGGUGGAGAUGGCAAAAGGUUUUGCUCGGUGAUGUCAAGAGCAACUUCUGUGACUGGUGGUUAGGCUAGAAUCUUUGCUUGCUGGUCCAGAGAAAAAGUUUUGCUUGUGGUGGCUUAGGAGUUCUGCUAGGUUGUUGUCAAGAGUUCAACUUCUAAUACUGGAGUAUCGGUGGUUUAGGCGAUUUUUGCUUGCUGGUGGACAUGAAACAAUUUUGCUUGGUAGUGUCAAGAAUUCCACUUCUGCUACUGAUGGCUAGUAAUUUUCCAGUACUUGUACAGAUCGUACUUGAUGGCGAUUCUGGAUUGUUUUGACGUUCAGAUUUCGUGUUCAGCGCCUCGCCUAGUGAGAGCGGGUAUAAACAUUGAAUAUCUAUUGGAAUUACUGAAAAAUUGAAAAUCCUCGUGAAGUGAAAAGA
Messenger RNA from Brachypodium distachyon (stiff brome), 2110 nucleotides. Its product is annotated as mechanosensitive ion channel protein 1, mitochondrial. Gene Ontology annotation, cellular component: membrane. Gene Ontology annotation, biological process: transmembrane transport. The transcript is spliced from 10 exons. NCBI's taxonomy places the organism in Eukaryota, Viridiplantae, Streptophyta, Magnoliopsida, Poales, Poaceae. Bases 186 to 1520 code for a protein of 444 amino acids. The record is from RefSeq and is a predicted model, not a curated record.